GCUCAGAGUGCUCAGAGAGGGAGAGGGAGCGCUCAGAGUGUAGAGCACAGACAGAGAAAUGGAGUGUGUUCAAGAGAAUGUGUUCAAGAGAGUGUUCACUAGAGAAAGAGAGAGAGAGCGAGAGAGAGCAGGCACACAGACACAGAGGGCUGUGAUCACAUGCUUCUUUCUCUGCACAGCACGCUGUUUUUGUUUAGCCUUUCUGGUGCAGCUGAGAGCGAGAGUCGCUCACACUGUCAGAGAGCACCGCUGCCUAAGCUUGAGUGGAAAGUUUCCACAGCAUGACCAGAGUCAGGACUCUACUACUCCUGCCUAAGCUUGAGUGGAAAGUUUCCACAGCAUGACCAGAGUCAGGACUCAACUACUCCUGUCCCACUGAGAGUAAGCCAUACCGAAGAAGAGACAGAGAGAGCUCCUGAGCAGGCUUUGACCCCUGACCUCCAGGUGUGGAGGUGUACCAUGUGUUCUCCCGCUCGGGGGGCGUGAACCCAUCUCUGCUGUGAGGAGUCGUCCUGUGGGACCAUGGGAACAUCGACGCUGGGGAAGGCAGCCCCCCUCAACAUGCUACUGGAUGCCUGCGUCCAGGCUUUUAAUGACAAUGGGGAGUUGCAGUCCAACCCGCUCCCUCGCACUCUGCUGCUGAUGCAUCGCUGGUAUGUCACGUCCACAGAGCUGGCCGGGAAGCUGCUCGUGAAAUACCGUGACUGCCAGGGGGAUGAGUGCCAAAGAGCGAGACUGAAGAUCUGCUAUUUAAUGAGGUACUGGAUUACGGUGUUUCCUGCAGAGUUUAACCUGGACAUGGGCCUUAUACGCCUCACUGAGGAGUUCAGAGACGUGGCGGCUCAGCUGGGCUGUGAGGAACACUACAAACUCAUUGACAUCUCCACCAUCCCGUCAUAUGACUGGAUGAGAAAGCUGACCCAGAGGAAGAAGCAAGCCAAGAAGGGCAAAGCCUCACUCCUCUUUGACCACCUGGAGCCCAUGGAGCUGGCGGAACACCUCACGUUCCUGGAGUACAAGUCCAUCAGGAGGAUAUCGUUCACAGACUACCAAAGCUAUGUGAUGCACGGAUGUCUGGUGGACAACCCAACGCUGGAGCGCUCCAUCGCCCUGUUCAACGGAGUCUCCCAGUGGGUUCAGCUCAUGGUGCUCAGUAAGCUGACACCCCAACACCGUGCUGAGGUCAUCACCAAAUACAUCAACGUGGCCCAGAAACUCCUCCAACUGCAGAACUUUAAUACACUGAUGGCCAUGGUUGGAGGUCUGAGCCACAGCUCAAUUUCCCGUCUGAAGGAGACCCACUCUUAUCUAGCACCCGAGGUCAACAAGAUCUGGAAUGAGAUGACGGAGCUGGUCUCCUCCAAUGGGAACUACUGUGCUUACCGCAAGGCCUUCACAGACUCCGAAGGCUUCAAGGUCCCCAUCCUGGGAGUCCACCUGAAGGACCUGAUCGCCGUGCACGUGGUCUUCCCCGACUGGGUGGACGACGACAAGGUGAACAUCGUAAAGAUGCAGCAGCUCUACCUCACCUUCAACGAGCUGAUGUCCCUGCAGAGUGCUGCAGCCCAGGUGGAACCAAACAUGGACCUCAUCUACCUGCUCACUCUCUCUCUAGACCUUUACUACACUGAAGAUGAGAUAUAUGAGCUAUCCUUGUUAAGGGAACCACGGAACCCAAAGUCUUUGCCUACUUCUCCAACAACCCCCAACAAGCCAAUGGCCCCUCUGGACUGGGCAUCAGGGGUGACAGCCAAACCUGACCCCAAUGUGGUGAACAAGCACAUCAGGAAGGUGGUGGAUUCUGUAUUCAGGAACUAUGACCAUGACCAUGAUGGAUACAUCUCUCAGGAGGACUUUGAGAGUAUUGCUGCCAACUUUCCUUUCUUGGACUCUUUCUGUGUGUUGGACAAGGACCAAGAUGGCCUGAUUAGUAAGGAUGAGAUGAUGGCUUACUUCCUGAGGGCCAACCCCUUGCUCCAGUGUAAAAUGGGCCCUGGUUUUAUCCACAACUUUACGGAGAUGACGUAUCUGAAGCCUACCUUCUGCGAGCACUGUGCUGGAUUUCUCUGGGGAAUAAUCAAACAGGGAUACAAGUGCAAAGAUUGCGGUGUGAACUGCCAUAAGCAUUGCAGAGAGCUGUUGGUACUGGCCUGUAGGAAGCUGCCGCGUUCCACCUCUUUGCAAAGUGUCUCCCCUGGAGGCCUGACCCACAGCUCUCUACCCAGCAGCCCCACCAUGCCCACCUUCAAGGAUGAGGACGAGAUGUUUGAGUUCCCCUCGGUGACACCUGGAGGUUCUGACCUGGAGCAUAAGUCCAUCACCCUGAUGACGUGCUCAGCCCAGCGGAUAUCUGUGGGUUUACAGCGGGCCACCACCAGCCAGGCCACGCAGACGGAGCACCUGUGGUCAGAGCACACCUGGGGGGCUGGGGAUGGGGGCUCCCACACCUUCCCCAAGAUGAAGUAUCGACCACACCGGCAGGCCUCCAAGAGCAAAGGCUUUGCCCGCUGGGAGAACGAAGCCCAGAAGGAGCCCAGGGGUCGGCGGGGAUCCCAGGAGCAGACGGACAGACCUGCAGAGGUGGUGCAGAACGGGAUAAUACCACACAGAGAGAAGGACAGCUGACUUGGAGACACCAAGGGCCGAACCCAGGGCUCCAGGAGGCCCUUGGAAGCACGCAUCAGGAAGCUCUCCUCACUGGGCGAAGUACUUGGCUGCUUGAGGCCCUCGUUUGGUGACCUGGAGUAGGAUGGACAGGUGUUCAGUGAACCACAUAUGAAUACUGAUGUUUAAUCCCGAACCAGGGAUGUGACUGAUGGGACUGAAAAAGCCCUUGUCCUCAAUGCUCCCCAGCUCUACACACCCUGCCUUCACAACCCAUCAGUGUCAUUGGAAAAGGAUCCUGGACUACUUACAGUACAUGUGAUUUAGGUUUGUUGGGGCUCACCAGUGUUUGACUGACUGAACGUAAAUGAGCAGGUGUCCACCUGUGCCUGUAUGAAUGUCGGAGCAUGCUUCCUAUUGAAUUUCUGUGUGGUCUGUGGAGCGCAUAUGUGUGUUAUCUACUGUUGAUUUGCUGAAAGAAUUAAGUUAUUUGGGUCACGUGGCUUAGUUGCAAUAAUGUAUCAUGUUUGAUUGACAUUUUGAGGACACUGUGAAUGUUUUAUGAUGGACUGGGUGGGGGAUGCAAAGUGAGAAAGCAUUUGGAGAUGUGAGAAUGCAUUAAUAAGAUAUCAAGAUGUAAAGCAAUAGAAAGUUAAAGGUGAAGAUGAAUAUGAGGGGAAAAGUGGCAGGUACAUUGUUUCUAAGGGUAAUGGAUUAAAAGUGGCAUGACAUGUGGCAUGACAACU
This is a messenger RNA of Oncorhynchus gorbuscha (pink salmon), 3350 nucleotides long. RefSeq names its product ras guanyl-releasing protein 3-like. Gene Ontology annotation, biological process: positive regulation of GTPase activity; Ras protein signal transduction. Lineage: Eukaryota; Metazoa; Chordata; Actinopteri; Salmoniformes; Salmonidae. Gene Ontology annotation, cellular component: plasma membrane. Gene Ontology annotation, molecular function: guanyl-nucleotide exchange factor activity; calcium ion binding. The record is from RefSeq and is a predicted model, not a curated record.